CGCGCAACAUAAAGAAAGCCGUCGAAGAAUAAAAGCAGAAACAGCUGUUUGUGUCAUCGUAGAGAUAUAAUUUCCAAUAGCUGCAGAAGUUAUGACGGACGCCGUAACAGACAGUUGGUUGUAUUACGUGUUAGUGGGCCUGAUGUUGAUACCUGUUUAUAUGUUUUGUACCCUCUUGAAGUUCUUCGGUUGGAAAUUGUUUGUUAACAAUUAAUCUGUCUCGC
This is a messenger RNA of Stomoxys calcitrans (stable fly), 224 nucleotides long. RefSeq lists its product as uncharacterized. The record is from RefSeq and is a predicted model, not a curated record. Lineage: Eukaryota; Metazoa; Arthropoda; Insecta; Diptera; Muscidae. Bases 92 to 214 code for a protein of 40 amino acids. The transcript has 2 exons.